GGUGUACACUGUGUCGGGAAAUCACUGUGGUUUCGUGGUGUUGUGAUGGCAGAUGAGCAUCUACUUCCAACAAGAUCUAAAAGUUCGCUUGCAUCAUCAAGUCGCGGCAUGAGGUACGGAAGCAGAGCACCGCCAUUCCUUAUCUUUGGUCUAGUCUUUGUUAUAUGUAUUCUGGGAUUUAGCUAUUGGAGCUUGCAAUCCACUAACGCAUCAAUACAGACUGAUCUCAUUGACGGUCAGCAGAGAGUGCGAGACUGUGUGUUGAAGAAGGGUGCUGCCGAAAAACACAAUGAAGCACUGAAGAGAAAGGUGCUGGAUACAGAGACGACUCUAGACACUGAAAAGACAGGCCGGAAGAAACUGGAUCGCGACUUGAGCGUGCUAAGCAAGGAGCAUGACGAUGUCAAACGAAACUAUGAACAGUGUCAGCAGAACAGUAGAUUUGAGAUGGAAAACCUUCAGACGCAAGUGGAUCUUUGUCACGAAAAUAAUAGCAACCUGACUACUGAGAUGCAGAAUCUUGAAAGGAAGUAUGACGAUGAAGCUGUUAACAGUCGGAAAGUAAUAGAAGAUUACAACCAAUUGCAAGUUUCGUUUAACCAAAUAAGCAAGGAACUAGAACAGUAUCAGAGAGCUUAUCAAGACCUACAACAACAGCAGGAACAGCAGCAAGAACUGCAGCAGCAACAAGAACAGCAGCAGCAACAAGAACAACAAGAAAAACAACAGCAGCAGCAGCAAGAGCAACCAGACAUACAGCAACCUCCUCAAGUUGCCAACCCAGAUCAGUCGCAAGUAAACGAGAUCAAGUCAGCUGACGAUAAGUCUAACGAAAAUCCGGAGCAGGUGUGGAACGCUGGCCAGGUAGAUGGAGUAAAGCUACCACAGGUGGGAAACGCUGGCCAGGUAGAUGAAGUACAGCCUCCACAGGUGGGAAAUGCUGGCCAGGUAGAUCAAGUACAACCACAACAGGUGGCUGGCCAGGUAGAUGAAGUAAAUCCUCCACAGGUGGGAAAUGCUGGCCCGGUAGAUGAAGUACAGCCACAGGUAGGAAACCCUGGCCAGGUAGAUGAAGUACAGCCUCCACAGGUGGGAAAUGCUGGCCAGGUAGAUGAAGUACAGCCACAGGUGGGAAACCCUGGCCAGGUAGAUCAAGUAAAACCACAGGUGGGAAACCUUGGCCAGGUAGAUCAAAUAAAUCCACCACAAGCAUGGAACGCUGGCCAGGUAGAUCAAAUAAAUCCCCCACAAGCAUGGAACGCUGGCCAGGUAGAACAAAUACAGCCAGCAGAGGCAUGGAACGUUGGCCUUGGACUAGCACGGCCAGGUCAUGUUCAGCAGCAACAGAAGGAACCAGAAGUUGGGCCGCAGCAGCAGCAGCAGCAAUUCGAACGAGAGGCCGACGACAGGGUUGAGGCUCAGGAACAGCUAGCGUUGCAACUGGCCGAACAGCAGGCGGCGUUACAGCGGGAGAAGAAGUCCGAGGGAGAGGAGCAGCGGGACGCCGUCGUAGCGGUCCCAGACGAAGCCGCCCACCAGAUGCAGCCCCCGGGAGGAGGAGAAGUUGAGGUUGAGGAUGAGGAAGAUGAUGGUCAGGCGAAUGACGAGGGAGGGCAGCCCAAUGUCAUCCCUAAACCCGGAGAUGACGGUAACAACAACGAACGAGACGUGAAUGACGAGGAGGAAUACGAGCAGGAUGAUGAUCAUGCUGCUAAUGAUGACGAGGUUGGUGGUGAUGGGCAUGAGCAUGAUGAGAGGGCAGCACUGCUGCGCGCCGCCAAAAACCUGCCGCGCGGACAGCACCAGGAUCGCUUCCAGGAGGAGGCGGCGGCGGCGGCGGACGACGAAUACCGCGGCGGCGGCGGCGGCAUGCACCGCAACAUGGACCACGACUUUGCGCAGCGAAACCGCUUCGACCAACUACGAUAAGCGAGCGCUCGCUUGGGGGGUGGG
This is a messenger RNA of Priapulus caudatus, 1953 nucleotides long. Its product is annotated as putative mediator of RNA polymerase II transcription subunit 26. The record is from RefSeq and is a predicted model, not a curated record. NCBI's taxonomy places the organism in Eukaryota, Metazoa, Priapulida, Priapulimorpha, Priapulimorphida, Priapulidae. The transcript has 15 exons. Bases 46 to 1929 code for a protein of 627 amino acids.